AUGGCGCCCGUCGCCGCGCAGCCAUCGCUCGCCUCGUGCACGCUCGUCAAGAUCUACAAGACGAGCGGUCUCUUCAGCUCGUCGACCUUCAAGGCCACGGACUGCAAGAGCUCUGCGUGCACCAUCAUCUACCAGGGCCUCGCUGCUUUCUUCACGAGCUUCCCGGACUGCUCGUUUGUCGACUCGGACUCCAACACCAAAAUCCCCUUGUACGAGCUUGGCAACAUUUGCACGGGCACGUCGAUCAAGACCACGGCGCCAUCAAGUGGCUCGUCCAGCGGGAACCCUUGGACACCGACACCAACGUCAGGUCGCGGCUCGCUCUCGGGCAAGACCCCGUCGUCCGGGUCUGCAUCGACCUCGUCAAGCAGUAGCAGCAGCUCGACCACGAUCAUCAUUGUCGUCGUCGCCGUCCUCGUCGUGCUGGCGAUCAUCGGUUUCUGCUGCUGGCGCAACAAGCACAAGAAGCAACAAGAGGAAGCGGCUGCGAUGGUAUUCGCGUCGCCCAUUGGUUACCCGACGCACGACUACGAAGCAGCCAACACGACAACCGCGUACUCGGAGCCAACGUAUCGCCCGGACCAAGCGUAUACCUACCAACCCGAGCUUAACUCGGUGCACGUGUACCAGGAGACGGCGCCCGUGCACGUGUACGACCCCGACGCCGCCAAGCAGACGAUGCAGUCGACCGGCACUGUGACGGCAACGCGCACCGCCGGCAGCACCACUGGCACCAAGACAGGCGCAAGCUCGACGUCCGUGCAGUCGGACGGCGCGGGCCUUGAUAUGUGCAACCUCGACAUGCACCGCGUGAACGUGAGCGAUAUCUCGAUGAUCAAAGCGCUGGCGCAAGGUGCGUUUGGCGAGGUCUGGCUCGGGACCCUUCAAGGCUCGAUGGUCGCGGUCAAGAAGCUUCUCAACCACAAGCGCGACAAGAACGAGCUCCAAAAGUUCAUUUACGAAAUCGCCCUCAUGGCCAAGAUCGAGAGCAAGUACAUUGUGACCUUUAUCGGUGUCGCCUGGACGCGCCCGAGCGACAUGCUGCUCAUCACCGAGUACAUGGACGGCGGCGACCUCCGCAACCUCCUCGCAUCGACCCAGUCAUUUUCGUGGCCGCAGAAAGUCCACGUCGCUCUUCACAUUGCCGAGGCGCUCAUGGACGCCAAGUUGACGGAUUUCGGCGUCUCGCGCGAGACAGACGACGCGACCAUGACCGCCGGCAUUGGCACGUACCGCUGGAUGGCGCCCGAAGUGCUCCAAGACGGCCACUACACCGAGUCGGCCGACGUGUUUUCGUUUGGCGUGAUCCUUGCCGAGCUCAGCAACGAGAUCGUGCCGUACUCGGACUUGCGAAAUGUCAACGGCAACCCGUACACGGACACGGCGAUCAUGGCCAAGGUGAUGAAGGGCGAGCUGCAGCCGACGCUGUCACCCGACUGUCCGCAGUGGUACGCCGAGCUGACGCAGCGGUGCUUGGCGCUCGCUGCCGACGACCGGCCGACGGCCAUGCAAGUGUCGUUUACUAUCAAGAUGCAGCUGCGCCAGAUGAAGUAG
Messenger RNA from Saprolegnia parasitica CBS 223.65, 1554 nucleotides. Its product is annotated as TKL protein kinase. Gene Ontology annotation, molecular function: ATP binding; protein kinase activity. The record is from RefSeq and is a predicted model, not a curated record. The transcript is spliced from 3 exons. Gene Ontology annotation, biological process: protein phosphorylation. NCBI's taxonomy places the organism in Eukaryota, Oomycota, Saprolegniomycetes, Saprolegniales, Saprolegniaceae. Bases 1 to 1554 code for a protein of 517 amino acids.